AACAUUGAUGCCAAAGUUCACUUGCAUUUUUUUUUCAAUUUCUAAAUAAAUCAAUUUAAUUUUUGCUCAAAUUUAUACUUUCUAUUUAUAAAUAUUGAGCGUAUUUUAAAUGAUAAAGUUGAUUUACACCACACCUCCAGCAUUCUGCUUCCAAAGAAUACUACUCAACUCCUAUAGACAAGUAUUUCGUCACUCAAGAUGUAACUAAUAUUAAUUCUACAACUCACUGUAUUUAUUCAUUUGAUCAUAACAAUAAGCAACUUUGAGCAAUCAAUUAAGUUUAGUACCUUCAAAAUAUUUCUAGUUAAUAAUAUCUUCAAGUUCUCUUCAAAAAUAUUUACCUGUGCUUAUGACAUCUCUACAAUUUUACAUUCCUUAACCAGUCUGUUUUUCAUAGCAUUAAAUAUUCCUUCUCUUUUGAGUUUUAAAAUUUCUUAUCUCUACUAUUAAAAUUAAUUACAAGAAAUAGUCUUAAAAAAGUCAAAUAUUAAAUUCAGAUAAAUUCGUAAAAAACUUCCUCAUACAAACUACUCCAGAAAUUUAUCAAGCCCUUGUCAAAAUAUUGUCUUCAAUACACUACUCCGCUCUUGUCUUAAUAUUCCUUAAUGUAUUAAUUCAUCUUUUUCAAAUCUUCUUGGAUGA
Molecule: messenger RNA, 642 nt
Organism: Paramecium tetraurelia
Lineage: Eukaryota; Ciliophora; Oligohymenophorea; Peniculida; Parameciidae
Exons: 1
Source: RefSeq, a predicted model, not a curated record